This is a messenger RNA of Balaenoptera ricei (Rice's whale), 1151 nucleotides long. RefSeq names its product electron transfer flavoprotein regulatory factor 1 (gene ETFRF1). The transcript is spliced from 3 exons. Gene Ontology annotation, cellular component: mitochondrion. Lineage: Eukaryota; Metazoa; Chordata; Mammalia; Artiodactyla; Balaenopteridae. Bases 203 to 469 code for a protein of 88 amino acids. Gene Ontology annotation, biological process: respiratory electron transport chain. The record is from RefSeq and is a predicted model, not a curated record.
UAUUAGUAAACAGAAGUAUACAAGUAUUAACAUGGAAAUAAUGUUGGCUCCUAUGUGAUUUUUUUUCUCUAAGAAAGAGGAGCCAGAGAAGCAGAUUUAUAAACUUCAGCAAGAAAAGGUCUUCACUUAGUUGCUGUACUGGCAGCAGGAGCCUUUCAAGUACAUUAAAUAUAAAAGUGAAUACCUUCCAUGAUACGUGCAAAUGGCCAGUUCUUUAAGAGGAGAAGUACUGAAUCUUUAUAAGAAUCUGCUGUAUCUUGGACGAGACUAUCCAAAAGGAGCAGACUAUUUUAAAAGGCGUCUGAAGAGUGUUUUCCUUAAAAACAAAGAUGUGAAGGACCCAGAGAAGAUCAAAGAACUUAUUGAACAGGGCAAAUUUGUAAUGAAAGAACUAGAAGCAUUAUACUUCCUUAGGAAAUAUAGAGCUAUGAAACAACGCUAUUACUCAGAUACCAACAAAACUAACUGAUCACUAUUACUAUAAUUUGAGAAUCAGUGCCAGCUGUUUAUGUAUACCAGCUACUACAAAAAUAAUUCUAAAAUGUCAAGAUAAUACAUUUUGUUAAAAAUACCUGAGCUGCCUUACUAAAAUAGGUUUCGACUUCUGUUCAAACUGAGAGCUUUAUCAGCAACCUUUAUGCUCAAUUUUUAUACUAAAAUAGCAAUUUAACUAUAUGAUGCUGCCAACUACCAAUUAAAAAUUGAUGAGCACCCAAUUUUGAAUGAAAAUAUAAUGUACUUAAUUUUUAAUGAAUUUUUGCCAAUUCUUAGCCCAUCUCUGCAUUUUACUGAAAAAAGAAUGCCGUUUAAUGCACAUUUAAGUAAGCAAAAUAAUUUCUUGCAAGUUUAUUCCCCUUAACUUUUGAAGGAGUUCCUUAUUUUUGACCCCAUUUGGUACAUUAACAGCACAGAGUCAAGGUUCACUGCAAAAGAAAGAAUGAUUUAAGUGCAGUUAGUAGAAAUAAUAAGUAUAGAGUAAGAUUACUUCUGAACUCGAAACAGCCUGCCAGCAACUGGCAUCACAUAUAUAUACCUAUCUAAUUAUUUCCAUUAUUAAUUUUUGCCACUGGCUGUCUUUGGGCCUUAAAACAAAUCACCCGUUGUGUAUCAAUUACCUUCUUCAAUAAAAAGUAAUAAAUAAUGUUAUUCUA